AUGAGCACUUUAAAUAAUGUUGAUUCCGUCACCAACGACAAGCAGGGCAGCUUCAAGCCCUCGAUUGCCCCCGAAGGCCCCAUAACUGAUAAAGGCCACAAGCCAGGUGUCAAAGUUAACGAGGCUGAUAAGCGCCCCGAACAUCAUCUUCAGGCCUUUCCUCCAGGCACUGCCCCCGCCAGCAACUCAUAUACUCCGAAUGUCAAUGAUAUCGGCAGCCAAACAAAUAACCCCAAUACAUUCAGCGGUCAGGGUACAUCCGUCAGCAACACUCUGACUGGCGCCACAUCGCAGGAUGUGUAUGCCGGGUUUGGUAAGCCUCUCCAAGGGCAAAGUGGAGUCGAGCUCGCCCAUGAUGGCGCCCAUGGACGCAAGAAGCAAUCUGCGGGCCUUGAGGGCCUUGGGGGGUCCAUUCAAAACCGUGGGGUUGAGCGCACAUUCCCCAACCAACGCGGCAUCGAAAAAGAGGAGACUGCCAGCGGUACUCGUGGCAAUAAAGCCGAUCGCGCGGCUGAGGAUAUGGAGCCUGAAGGUGCUCAGACUCUGGAUGCUGAGUGGAAAUAUGAACCUUCUACCAAUCGAAACAAAUAA
Molecule: messenger RNA, 591 nt
Organism: Penicillium angulare
Lineage: Eukaryota; Fungi; Ascomycota; Eurotiomycetes; Eurotiales; Aspergillaceae
Exons: 2
Coding region: 1-591 (196 amino acids)
Source: RefSeq, a predicted model, not a curated record